Messenger RNA from Heterostelium album PN500, 3348 nucleotides. Its product is annotated as EGF-like domain-containing protein. Gene Ontology annotation, biological process: sexual reproduction. Lineage: Eukaryota; Evosea; Eumycetozoa; Acytosteliales; Acytosteliaceae. The record is from RefSeq and is a predicted model, not a curated record. The transcript has 7 exons. Bases 1 to 3348 code for a protein of 1115 amino acids.
AUGGUAUGGCAAUCCUUAGCAUGUAACAGGUUACCAGCAGAAUUUCUUCUUACUUUAGUUGGCUCGGAUUCUUCUUAUACAAACGCUAAAGUUGAUUGCGAAUCUAGAACUAAAAAUUCUCUAAAGGGAUUAAAACAUAGAUAUUUAUUUACCGUAAAUACAAGACAAGAGUUUGAAUUCAUUGCAACUUCUGAUCCAGAUUUUGUUAGUCAAAACAGUUUUUGGAUUGCUGCAGCAUCUUCAUCUGAUGAUAGAAAUGGUCCAGAGGCGGGAAUGGUUUUUUAUGAAGCUCAAAAUGAAAGAUGCUCAGGAUAUUGUUUAUGGGGAAAUGGUGAGCCAUAUUACUCAACUUCCCUUGAAUACUAUGUUCACUAUGAUAAAAAUAGAAAAUCUUGGAAUAAUAAUGAAAACAGUUUCAUUAGACUUCCAUAUGUCUGUGAAUAUGGAAAUUUGGAUGAUAUAAUCCCCUUAUCCGCCCCUACCACAGGAGGUCAAGUUGUAUUUACAAUUCCAAUAAGUAUUACAUUUUAUGAUAACGAUAUAUUCAAAAUCAAUAUGACCAAGCUUUCCAACCCUUCGAUUGUAAUGAGUUGCACCAAUCCCGUACCAAGUUAUUCUAAAGGAACUGUAGUUUGCGAUGUUCCUGCAGGAACAGGUAUUUGGAACGUAACACUUACUAAGAAUGACGUUCAAUAUGCUUCCAGCUUAUAUUCAUAUCAAAGACCUUUGGUUCAAUUUAUUAUACCUGACUUUGUUAAAAAUGAAGUUCUUAUCUAUGGUCUAAACUUUGGAAAUGAAAUGUAUGCCAAACCAUCAUUUACUUUCAAAGACUCACGAUCGAAUUGUACAAACGUUGUAAAGAUGUACGAUGGCUCCUAUAAGUGCACUCUACCAUCUCUAACUUCUUUUGAUAUACUAUUACCUCUGACAGUGGAAGUUGAUAAGUUAAAUUCAACUUUCUUUAAAGUACCAACUUCAUAUGAAAGCGGAAGAUUUAUUAGUUAUUGGCAUACACUAAGUACAUAUGAUGAAGCAGUACAAAUUACAAGAAAUAUGUCAAUUAACGGAAUAUACAGUACCCUUACCUAUUUUAAUACCAAGGCUGAACAGGAUUUUACAGCUAUAGUAUUUCCAUAUACCAAUAUGGAUAUCCCCGAUCUUGGUGUCUGGACUUCACUUUACUGCAAUAGUACUUUAUCUAUUGUCAGUUUGUAUGGUGCAGACGUUGGUAAGGAAUUGUUUCCAUACUCUCAAUAUGCCCCUACCUUUAACUUGGCUGCUCCUUAUAUUUUUGUUUAUUCGUUUGGUAAUCAGACUCUACUCCCAACUUUGCAGCCCAACCGAAAUACCGAACACAAUUUCAUAUAUGAGUACUAUGUAAAGGCACCAAAUUACGCUGCAAAUCUGACUCACACUCUAGGAACUCAAGGUGGAUUGGUUAAUGUGUAUCUUCAGGAAUUGAUGACUCCAGGAUACAGAUAUUUCACUCUCAAUGGCCAAUCGUACCCGAUUACAAGUAACCCCGAAAAUCCAGUCUACAGUAUUCAGAUUCCUGCUGGUUACGGAGGACCUUAUCCUUUGGUUGUCGGUGUCGUAUCGUCAUUGGGAAAUGUAACCACCACCUCAACAUCUAAUUAUGUAGCGUAUCUAACACCCAACCUCAAUUCCAUAAGUCCGUCUUCAGUUCCAACAUCAGGAGGUAUCGUAGUACUUACAGGUAGCAAUCUAUACAACAAUGAAUCCAUGAUCAGAGUAUAUUUCAACGGUGUAUCAUUGCCUGUUACAUUUAAAACUCCUCAUACACAAGUUGCAGUAGUCAUCCCUCCAGGAGCUGGUUUUAGUACAACCUAUAUUCGAUUUAAUGGCAUUAAUACAGGCAGUGUCCCAUUUGGAUACACCGCUCCUUUAAUUACAAAUUCUUCAACUAUCUUUGCCAUUGGUGGACCUAUAACAAUUACUGGAGAGAAUUUUUAUAUUGAUCCAGCACUUAUAUUCGUGUGGAUUGAUGGUGUUAAUUGUGAUAGCGUUAAGAUCUUGGAAGUAGAUCAAACAAUUAGUUGUAUUUCCAGACCAACCAACAAGAACAUUGUAGACAUUGUAGUUGCAGCUAACUACUCCUCUAGUGCACCAUUCAGCAAAGCUGUCAGUGAACCUAAAAAUCCACUAGUUUUAGUUGCUUCUCAGGGUCAAAAGAAUAGACAGACCUUGAUUACCAUCUUUGGAAACUAUUUCUUUGGAGAUAACCUUACUAUUACCAUUGGAGGGGAGAAAUGUGACCAACCAACUUUCAUUAAUAGUACCACACUGACUUGUUUAUUCGCUGGAAAUGCUCCACAGCCUGAUAUCUACCAACCCUUGUUUGUGAACGUUACAUCCAAUGAUCUCUCUGGGGGUGCUUUUGUAUUCAACUACAAGCAAGAUAAAGCAUGUGAAAUCGUAUGUAAGCACGGUACUUGUGAUACGGAAACAGGUACUUGUCGUUGUGAAGCUGGUUGGACAGAUAUGGGUUGCGGAACACCAACUACGCCAGGUGGCAAACCAACUGAAAACAAUGGUACAACAGUCAACCCUGCCAACGUUAAUUUCACAUCUGCCAUAACUCAUCUUAGAGAGGUUGGACCAACUGGUUUAAUAAUAAAAACCGUACCGUUGUCAACUAUCAUCUGGGCAAGAAACAAUGUUACCGGGGAAUAUACAGGUACUUUCAAAAACGAGACUGUUGUCAUUAGAAUGAAUGUUACCAUCUAUGAAAACCCAACGGUAGUCAAUUUCGCAGGGCAAGACAUAUAUAUCCAAUCGAAUUCCAGCAAGUUUGUGGUCCAUCUCACCAAUUGGACAUUUAGUGAGCGACUAAACGACCUUCAAGUCAUCUUUUUGUCAAAGACUGAUGAAUCCAUUGAAAAUGGUUGUAAAAGAAUCCAAACGGAAUCUACCUCUGUUGACGAUCAAUAUCAAAUUGUUGCUGGUGAUUCAGUUCUACAAGCCAAGUUUGCAAGCUACCUAUUUAUUGACAACCGUAUCGUUAGAUCAAGAAGAUUUGUUUUGGGAGAAGAAGACCCAAUUGUUGUAGAGAACAAAAAACCUGGAGUGUAUGCUCUUGCCACGGCGGUGGUAAUCUCAUACUUUGAAAAAGAUGCAACUUUUGACCCAUCUUUCAACUCACUGCUAACAUCCAAUUAUGGAUCCGGUGAAUGUAAAGACGACAAUUGGAAGAUGAUAGUCAUUAUCGUUUGCACUGUGGUCCCAGGUGUGGCAAUAAUUGCGGCACUUUCAAUCUAUCUCAGAAAGAGAUACAAGAAAAAACAAUACCUUAAAGAUAUGAAUAGGAAAUUAAAAGCAUUAAAUUAA